Thermothelomyces thermophilus ATCC 42464 is the source of this 1950-nucleotide messenger RNA. RefSeq lists its product as uncharacterized. Bases 95 to 1753 code for a protein of 552 amino acids. Gene Ontology annotation, molecular function: ADP binding. The transcript is spliced from 4 exons. NCBI's taxonomy places the organism in Eukaryota, Fungi, Ascomycota, Sordariomycetes, Sordariales, Chaetomiaceae. The record is from RefSeq and is a predicted model, not a curated record.
ACACGCAGUGCUCAUUGUAGUUCAGGUUGUUAUUAGUAGCUCACUUCCUAAUUAUGAGGCGCGCACGCUGUGCCGUUUUGAGAGGAAAACGACAAUGACCCAGAAGCAAACAAUCGACUGGCUGCGCGGCGAGAAGCGCCUCCGUCGGGAGCUGUCGGCGGAGGAGCAUGCCAAAGUGCACGCACUGUACUCGGCCAAGCUUCUCUCUGAGAGCCUGCAGAUGCUGAAAGCGAGCCGGGAGUCGCUGCGCAACACCACCAACUGGGACCGGCUCACCAAUGUUCUCGGAUUGCUAAAGUCUGUCGCCAGGGCCGCUGACGUGCUGGCUGAGGGACUUUGUAUUCCCUCCGGAUCGCUGUGGGGGAGUUUUGGUUUGGUCGUCGAGGUGGUUUCGGGCAACCAAAAGUAUCUAGACUACGUGCUUCAUCUCUACGAGGAUCUCCUUCGGCGACUCCCCCGCGUCGAAUCCUACCCGCCCCAAGCGCUGCAGAGUUCGGCACUUCGGCUCGCCCUCUUUGACGUCUAUGAACUGCACCACUCGCUGGCGGUUCGAUGUGUCAAGACGUUUGGUCGCGCCUCCAAGCCCGGCAUUCUCGCCAGAAUCCGAUGGAUAUUAGACAGUCCCAUCUUCGAACAGGAGCUGCGACAGCUCAAUUAUCUCCUCCGCAGAGUGGACGAGGAGGCCGGUCAUGCCCUGCAGCUUGAGAAGGCAGCGGCGGAAGAGCGCAGACACGCUGAGCUUGUCCAAAAGCAGGAGGGCAUCCUCGCCGCGCUGACCGACAAGGGGUCCAGCAAGAUGCGCCAGGUGCAUAUUACCGAGCGAUUCACCGUGCCGUGGACGCGCAGCCGGUCCUUCAUCGGGCGCGAGUCCAUCCUGGCCGAGAUCCAUUCCCACCUGGCCCCGGACGGCGAGGCAGCGGCAGCGGCAGCGGCAGUGGCCUCCCACCAGCGCUCGGUUGCCAUCUGCGGGCUCGGCGGCAUCGGCAAGACCCAGAUCGCGCUCGAGUACGCCCACCUCCACAAGGACAGCUAUCAGGCCUGCUUCUGGGUGACUUGCGAUGUGAGGGUCAAGAUCACGACCGCCUUCUCCGAGAUGGCGAGAGUGCUAGACUUCGACGACCUCGGCACCGACCAGAACAUCAUGAACGUGAUGGACUGGCUCAAAACAACCGCCGACAAGUGGUUGCUGAUCUUUGACAAUGCCGAGGAGCCCCAGUCGCUUGAGGGAUUCUGGCCGCCGUCCAGCAAUGGAUCCAUACUCCUGACAUCGCAAGAUACGAGCUGGAUAGGACAGGACACGAUCAACCACGGGAUCAACCUCGGCUCUUUAGAUGCCGACGACGGCGUGAAGCUGCUGCGAGGCAUCUUUUCCCGCUGGAAGCGGACCAUCUCUCGCGAGGCGGCCGAGCGGAUCGUGCACGAGACCGGCGGUCUCCCCCUGGCCAUUCGCCAGAUCGGGUCGUACAUCUGCUCGAUCGGCACGGAACCGGAGGAGUUUAUUUCCCGGUACAGCGAGGUUCAGAGCUCGACGGGGGUCGAACAUUGGAGCGAGGGCACCCAGCUAUCCUACUCCCGCACGCUUGCCACUUUCCUCGACUUCUCUUUCGGCAAGCUUGGCCGGCAGGCGCUGACGGCGCUCGGCGUGUUCUGCUUCCUGGAUGUAGACAACGUCUGGGCCGAGAUACUGAGCGGGUCGUCAUCGGGAGCGCCGGGACCGCCGGGACAUCUGUUCCAUGCUGACAGUCCCGAGUAAGUAUUAAUUAUUGCUCUGUUGGUAUUAAUUAUUAUUUCAACACCACCUUGUUUUUUUUUUCAACUUUCUGGGGUGGAAAACCGGUUGGGAUGUGUGAAUUGCUUGGCUGACCUAAGGACUGUUAAAUUAUUAAUUUUACCUCUAAUUAGGAACGUGCGUGCUCUGUCCCGUCACUCUCUAAUUUACGGCAAGAGAAC